AUGUCACUACAAAAAAAAAAAGAGGAAGAAGAGGUAGAAAGAAAAAAUUAUAAAGUAUAUAGAAAAAGAGAAGGAGAAGUGAUAAGAAAAAAAAGUGUUAAAGGAGGGAAGCUAAGGGAUGAGAGGGAUGAGAGGGAUGAGAGGGAUGAGAGGGACGAGAGGGACGAGAGGGACGAGAGGAACGAGAGGAACGAGGUGGAAGAGAGGGACGAGGUGGAAGAGAGGGACGAGGUGGAAGAAAAUAGAGAAAAUGUCAAUUCUGAAAUUGUCGAAAUUGCCGAUGCUGAAAUUACUGAAAUUACCGUUGAGGAAAGGGAAAGGGAGAAGCGAGAAAGGAGAGAAAUGAAAGAACAGGAAGAAAUAUUAGAAAGGGGAAAGAAAAAAAAGGAAAGGGAAAACUCUGAAAUCGCCAAUAUUGAAAUCGUUGAAAUCGCUGUUGCUGAAAUCGCUGUCACCACUGUCACCGCUGUCACCGAAAUAGAUGAGGAAAUUGAAGAAAAGAGUCUAGAAGAAGAGGAAGAGAAUAACAACAACAAAAUCAUUGUGGGGGUCUGGUACGAAUAUCAAAGGGGAAAGAAAGGAAAAGAAAAAGCAGUAGAAUAUGAAGAAAAUAAUGCUGAAGAU
Molecule: messenger RNA, 624 nt
Organism: Diversispora eburnea
Lineage: Eukaryota; Fungi; Glomeromycota; Glomeromycetes; Diversisporales; Diversisporaceae
Source: the annotation of a GenBank genome assembly